AUGGGUGUGGGCGUCAUUUUUGCCGAUAAAGCUGGUAUUAAAUUUGACCAAAUGAACUAUACGGAUCAAAGUGCUGCUAUUGGUCGUCGUGCCAUGAGCGAGGCGGACAAGGCGUGGGAGAGUCUUUCUACUGCCGACAAGGCUCUGACUUGGACUAAGGACCAUAAGUUUAGUGUGGUCAUUGGAAGUUGGUUGGCCUCGAUGGGCGGGUCGUGGUUGUACAUUCAGUCACAACCAUUGACAUUCGCUCAGAAGCUCGUACAGGCGCGUGUAUGGGCACAAGGCCUUACGGUUGCAAGCCUGAUAGGUAUGGCGGCGCUUGUCCAGAUUCCGUCGGCUGGUGACAAACUUAUCUCUGGCAAGGGCACCGAUGACCACUCGUGGGAGAAGAGAUUGCAAGAGGCCCAACAGAGACAAUGA
Molecule: messenger RNA, 420 nt
Organism: Malassezia globosa CBS 7966
Lineage: Eukaryota; Fungi; Basidiomycota; Malasseziomycetes; Malasseziales; Malasseziaceae
Exons: 1
Coding region: 1-420 (139 amino acids)
Biological process (GO): mitochondrial respiratory chain complex IV assembly
Cellular component (GO): mitochondrial inner membrane
Source: RefSeq, a predicted model, not a curated record